GUAUUUCAUGGAGAGAUCCCUUCACGCCACAUGCUGUCUGUGAGUGCCAGCCUCCCAGCUCCCUGCAGUGCCAUCUGAGACCCCGCGAGCUGGAUGCAGCAAUGGGGGACUCUCCGACGGAUGCCGUGGAUGGAGGCACAGACACGUGCUGCAAGGACACGCAGACUGAACUGGCGGAGCGAGUAGCAGCCAUCGAUGUGGCUGUUGGCCCAGACAGAAGUGACCAAAACGGUGAAGACAACGCUGAAGAAAAUGACGCCGUCUUUUCUGAUAAUGCAAAAGAUAUCCAAAGAAACGGAGUCAGCAGUGACGUGGGAAUGAAUGAAUUUCUGCCUUCCCAACAGUCAGAAGAUGCUCACUGGAGGCAUGGUCCCAAGAGACCUCUUGCUAGACCAGUCCUGUCAAAUAGGAAGUUGUCUCUUCAGGAAAGAUCGUCGGGAGGUUAUUUGGCUUCUAGCAACACUCCAGGUUAUGGUCCUUAUGCCACAGGGCCAUCGCCGCGUAUAAUGAGGAGACCAACGAUAGAGUCAAAUCGGGUCUCCAUAUCGGACUCAGAGGACUGUGUGCAAUUAAACCAGUACAAGCUGCAGAGCGAAAUAGGCAAGGGUUCUUACGGCGUUGUGAAGCUGGCCUACAACGAGAACGACGACAAGUAUUAC
Messenger RNA from Apaloderma vittatum (bar-tailed trogon), 659 nucleotides. Its product is annotated as calcium/calmodulin-dependent protein kinase kinase 1-like. The annotation marks the transcript as partial. Lineage: Eukaryota; Metazoa; Chordata; Aves; Trogoniformes; Trogonidae. The transcript has 3 exons. The record is from RefSeq and is a predicted model, not a curated record.